Molecule: messenger RNA, 1204 nt
Organism: Lasiosphaeria miniovina
Lineage: Eukaryota; Fungi; Ascomycota; Sordariomycetes; Sordariales; Lasiosphaeriaceae
Exons: 2
Coding region: 77-841 (254 amino acids)
Source: RefSeq, a predicted model, not a curated record
GCGCGACGGGCAGCUGGUCGUAGGCGGACACAACGCGGCGCGGCACGGCGGCGACGCGUCGACGGCGCACUUCCAGAUGUGGAGCGCGUCGGCGCCUAUCAACUGCCCGCUGCAGGUGCUGCUGGCGGACGUGGUGCUGAGCAACGCCGCGGGCAACCACUCGCUGUUCGGCGACCCGGACUCCAAGGUGACGGCGUGCAUCGACACCAUACAGAACGCCUUCGCUUUCACGCCGGCCAUGUUCGCCAAGUGGCAGGGCCUCACGAACUGGGUCGCCAGCCCCGGCGACGGCGGCCCGGACUUCACCCAGCAAACGUACCCGCUCGACCGCGAGCCGCUGAUGGGCACGCUGACCAUCCGGCUGGCCAACGGCUACACGUCCGUCAUCCCGCACUACGAGCUCGUCUCCAACGAACGCGGCAGCGACUCGCAGGGAAAGUACGCUGUGGUUAACGCUUCGCGCGCCAUGGCGGCCGUGCAAACAGGCGACAGCGACCUCGGCCGCGACACUCCCGUCCUCGGCGGCGUGUUUUUGUCACAGAACUACCUGCGCGUGGACUACGCCAACAAUUCGUUCUCGCUCAGCCCGCGCGUCGCCUCGCCGCCCGACGACGACAUCGUCACCACCUGCACGCCGGACAAGACGGGCGGAGCUGGCGCCAGCAGUAGUAGUGAUAGCAGUGAGCAGUCGUCCAUGUUAAAUCUUAAGAUCGGGCUGUCGGUUUCGCUGGGCAUCGUCUUCAUUGGAGUGGUGGCGACAUUGUGCUGGGUCUGGUACAAGAAAAUUCCAACACGCCGAUACGUGAUCCGAUGGAUGCCGCUGAUAAAAUUUCGAGAGUGAGACGGUGGAUGCGAGCCUGCAAGGCCUAGUGUCUGAGCCGCAUGGGGGGGCAGUGUCGAAUCAAGUCUAGGCUAAUUUAGUACGCGAUUACAUGCCUAGCCUGCUUUUUUACGCAUAAGAGGUUAGGAAGGAAGAUAUCACGGUGACUGUAUGUAGGUGGUUUGCUCGAGUCGGGGUAGAGGUUAAUGUGAAGUUAAUCUAACGUUUAAGAUGUAAGCCGGUGCAACUGCGUUUAGAGGGCGAUCUGUCUUGGCAAAACUUGGCAAGUCGGGCCGGAAUUAACUCCGGUUUACGGAUGGGUUCUCCACAUUCACAACCAUGACCAUACGAUGAUACGAGAACUUUUUUCUCGUCGAUGGUUGG